UACUACAGUUCUAUUUUGAAAGUCUCAUGCCGGAAGCGAGUGCGUGACUCACGCUAACUUCACAAAACAGCUAGCGAGCAGGCAGGCGGCGAGAAGCUCGGCAUCUAAAAAGCGACUUGGAAAAACUACUUAACGAGCUCCUAAUCUUGGUUGAAGAGGACAUCACACCAGCAUGAGCCAGGAGUCAGUGGAGUCUGAUGGAGGCUGUGCUCAGGAUGUAUCCGACUUCAAUUGGGACGACUAUUUGGAAGAGACCGGCGCUGCGUCUGUGCCUCAUCACGCCUUUAAACAUGUGGACCAGGGUUUGCAGACAGGCUUGACUCCAGGCAUGAAGCUGGAGGUGUGUGUUCGCUCGGAGGCGGACAGUCCUUACUGGGUGGCAAGCAUCAUCACGACAUGUGGCCAGCUGCUGCUGCUCCGCUAUGAAGGAUACCAGGAUAAUCGCAGCGCUGACUUCUGGUGUGACACCAUGACAGCCGACUUGCACCCACUAGGCUGGAGCCGGCAGCAUGGCAAGAUCAUGAGAGCCCCUGAAGGUGUGCGUGAAAAGCACCAGGACUGGGAGGCUUUACUUGAGAAGGUCCUGGCUGAGGAGCGCAGCGUGCCUGCCAACCUGCUGGAACUGCCUCAGCGUGGUCGGGACCCAAUGGAGCUGCUGAGUGCCGGCUGCUAUGUGGAGCUCCAGGACAGUGUUGACCCGGGGCUAGCCUGGGCCGCUGAGGUAGAGGAGAAUGUCGGGGGAAGGCUGAAGCUCCGGCUGGUCGGGACAGAGAACCUCCCGGACACACCCGCAACCCUUUGGCUCUUUUACCUCCACCCACGCCUCCACCCACCCGGCUGGGCUCAAGAGCACGGUUGCACCCUCAGGCCUCCUCCUGAGCUGUUGGGCCUGCGAACAGAGGCAGAGUGGGAGGACGUGAGGCAGAGGAUCAUUGAACCUCAAGAUGUAGCUCUGACUGUGGAGCUCAAUAAGGACCAGCCUGCCAUUGCUGCUCAUUGUUUCAAAGAAGGGAUGAAAUUGGAAGCAGUCAACCCUGCUGCUCCCAUCUCUAUCAGGCCGGCCACUGUCGCCAAGGUGUUCAAUGAGCAGUACUUCCUGAUGACAAUGGAUGACCUUUGUGGUAUUGAGGAGUUUGAAGGCUAUGGGCGCUCCUUCCUGUGCCACAGAGAUAGUCCAGGGAUCUUUCCUGCUCAAUGGAGUCUCAAAAAUGGACUCCCUCUCAGCCCGCCACCAGGCUACCAGGGUCCAGACUUUGACUGGGCCGAUUAUCUAAAACAGUGUGAGGCCGAAGCAGCUCCUCAGCACUGCUUCCCAACUGAAACGGGUGAACAUAGCUUUGAAGAGUCUAUGAAACUGGAAGCUGUCAAUCCGCUGUCACCAGAGAACAUUCACGUGGCAACAGUCACCAGGGUGAAAGGGCAAUAUAUUUGGCUCAGCCUGGAAGGUCUGAAGCAGCCCAUGCCAGAGUUGACCAUUCAUGUGGACUCGCUGGACAUCUUCCCUGUAAGCUGGUGUGAGACAAACGGCUAUCCUCUCGUGUACCCCAUCAAGCCCUCAGUGGAAAAUGAGAGGAAGAUUGCUGUGGUGCAGCCUGAGAAACAUCGAGCGCCACCAAAGUCGUCAUCACCUGACACUGUUAAGCAGCAGAUGGCAAAUCAGCCAGAGGCUGGACAUGGAAAUGGAAAAUACUGCUGUCCCAAGAUCUACUUCAACCAUCGCUGCUUCUCCGGGCCAUACCUUAAUAAGGGACGCAUAGCUGAGCUGCCUCAGUUCAUUGGCCCUGGAAACUGCGUCCUCGUGAUCAAAGAGGUUUUGACUCUUCUGAUCAACUCUGCAUACAAGCCAAGCCGCGUGCUGAGGGAGUUGCAGCUGGAUCAGGAGAGUCGCUGGCAAGGCCAUGGGGAGACUCUCAAAGCCAAAUACAAGGGAAAGAGCUACCGAGCUACAGUGGAAAUUGUCCGCACAGCAGAUCGUGUGGCAGACUUCUGCAGGAAGACCUGCAUCAAGUUAGAGUGCUGUCCCAACCUGUUUGGACCUCGCAUGGUUCUGGAGCGCUGCUCAGAGAACUGCUCCGUCCUCACCAAGACCAAAUACACAUAUUACUACGGCAAGAAGAAGAGCAAACGCGUGGGCCGCCCGCCUGGAGGCUACUCAGUCCCCGAGGCCGGAGUGAAAAGAAGAGGGAGGAGGAGGAAGAGAAGGAAGCAGCUCUUUGUCCAUAAAAAGAGACGCUCUUCAACGUCUGUAGAUAAUACACCCGCUGGCUCUCCACAGGGCAGUGGCGAAGAAGAAGAUCUUGAUGAAGACGACUCCCUAAGCGAAGACUCUGGUUCAGAACUGCAAGAAGAUGAUUCCGAACAGUCGGUAGAAAAGUCUCAGCCCCCUACACCGUCCCCAUCCCCACCUGCAACGCCCAGGCCCACACGGCGGCGCCGGAAACCCCGCUCGCCCUCUUUCUCAGACGAUGAGAACCACCCUCCGUCACCAAAGACGUCAAAGACAGAGCCUCCUCAAAAGUUGUGCUUUGACACUAGCCCCCUGGAGUGGAGCGUGACUGAUGUGGUUCGUUUCAUCAGGACUACUGACUGCGCACCUCUUGCACGCAUUUUCAUGGAUCAAGAGAUCGACGGACAGGCUCUCCUGCUCCUCAACCUGCCAACUGUGCAGGAGUGUAUGGACCUGAAGCUGGGACCGGCCAUCAAGCUGUGCCACCACAUUGAAAGGGUCAAAUUGGCAUUUUAUCAACAAUUUGCCACGUAGCUGAAGGACAAUAAAUAAACGAGGGACUAUUUAUUAAUACUUUAAAAACACUGUCAUGUCCCAUUUUGACCUUGCUUACACUGGAUGUCUUGAACCCUGCACAUGACCAUGUGAUGUUGGACAACAAUAGAAGAGAGCUGGGAAGAGCAACAUCAACACUGAGAUUUCUGGGUGUUAAAAAAAAAAAGUACAAAGAGCUGCACAAGGUAAAUAAAACACACAACCAGCCCUCUUCAGAUAAGGACUGAAAUUAAACGAAUUGUUGCCCUGAACCCUUUUAGUAAGUUUAAAAGCCUUUAUUAAAUUAAAUUUGUUUUGAAUACAAGGUGAUUUUUGAGGCUGUGAAGCUUACGUUUUCAUGGCAGGUUUUAGAAAAGGCUUUUUAACUAUUUUUUUUUCUUGUCUUCUGAGUGCUCCAACACCUGCCACCACCAUUUUAUUUUUUAUUUUGUUGUUACGCCAAUAUAUUGUCAUACAUGCUUGUGAUUAUGUGAUAUUGCUGUGUCAAGGAAGAAAGUAUCGAGCCCCCCAAAAUCUGGUACGCUCACAUUCACUAGUCCAAUUCAAGUGUAAAGAACAUUGGUGUCAACAUUUAUCUUGCACCUCAGAAGUGAUACCCUUUGACGACUAAGUUGCAUUUUGUCACAGUGAUGAAAAACAUUUCUCAAUAUGAAGCCAACUACAGUACAUACACUUUGCGUAAAUAUAUUGAAAUGAUCGUGGUAGGGAAUUUCAUUGACUGAUAUUGUCUGCUCUCAGUGAGGAAAACGCUAAUAGUUUUCUAGUUGUGUUGUGAUACAAUGGUAAGUAAAACCAUGCACCGCAUAGCAAUACAGAUGUGACUGGGUGGUUGUAUAUAGUGUAUACAAAUAUCUCGAGUGUAUCAGGGUAAUUAAAUGAAAUUUGAUAAAAGUAAAUACUCUUACUAAGCAACGUGGAAAUGCUCUAAAUAUUCACUAUAUUUGCACAGAAUAGUUUCAUUCUCUUUUUCAAUUAAACAUUGUUUAUUUGGAGCAAUAUUCCAGAGAUUAUUUGAGCCAAUUUACACCAUAAUUUAUUUUGGAAUGACCUCAACGUGAGCAGCAAAUAAAUCGACAGAUUGAAAACAAUGGGAUGCUUUUUGAAGAAAAAACAACAACAACAACCCUUCCUUUAACCUGUCUUUGUAAUGUUAUCAGUUGUGAUGUUAUGUUAAGUGUUUCGAAAGAAAAAGAAAAGGUUCUGUUGAUUAUUUUGUCGUCUAUUGUUACUCAAUACAAUUAAUUAAUAUUGAAAGAAAACACUGCAAUAAAAAAAAAAC
This is a messenger RNA of Phycodurus eques (leafy seadragon), 4061 nucleotides long. RefSeq names its product Scm like with four mbt domains 1 (gene sfmbt1). The coding region runs from base 173 to 2761 and encodes 862 amino acids. The transcript has 21 exons. NCBI's taxonomy places the organism in Eukaryota, Metazoa, Chordata, Actinopteri, Syngnathiformes, Syngnathidae. Gene Ontology annotation, biological process: regulation of DNA-templated transcription. Gene Ontology annotation, molecular function: histone binding; transcription corepressor activity. The record is from RefSeq and is a predicted model, not a curated record. Gene Ontology annotation, cellular component: nucleus.